ACGUCACACGGCCACCGCGAGGGGUUGUCCGCUGUUGUGUUUUGUACAGCAACAGUUUCCCUUUAACCCAGAGAGCGCGCGUCAAGCGGCGAAGAAGAAGUUGACACUUUUUUCUCCUUUAUUUUAAAUGGAAGUUUAGGACAAGGGGAAUAUAUCCGCAGGGCCACAGCUCUACACCGCGACUGACAGUAGAGAAACGUUAUCCCAGUCGGCAGAGGCAAAACCAUGGCCAUUAUAACCUGCCGAGUGCAGUACUUGGAGGACUCGGACCCUUUCGUCUGCACCAACUUCCCGGAGCCACGGAGACCGCCGCCCUAUGAUCUGGACGAAAACACCGCUUUGAUUGAGCAGAUCGCCGGGGUUCACAAACUCCUGGAGGCGCCGCUGAAGUUGGAGGAGUGUGCUCUGCAGAUGGCCCCCAAUGGGAACUACCUGGACCUGGACCUAUCUCUGGGGGAACAGAAAGAUGAUGUGGAACAGCUCUAUGACGACGUGGGUAGAGGGAAGAAACCCAUCCUGAUCCUGCGAACUCAGCUAUCUGUCAGAGUCCACUCCAUUCUAGGUAAGAAGCCGCUCCUCCUUUUCCAUCCCUCCGUCCCACUUGAAUCGAAGAACAUAUCAUGAAGGCUUUAUAGAGUGUUAAUGAAGGCUUUAUAGAGUGUUAAUGAAGGCUUUAUAGAGUGUUAAUGAAG
This is a messenger RNA of Salvelinus fontinalis (brook trout), 692 nucleotides long. RefSeq names its product FH1/FH2 domain-containing protein 1-like. The transcript has 3 exons. The record is from RefSeq and is a predicted model, not a curated record. Gene Ontology annotation, biological process: actin filament network formation; cortical actin cytoskeleton organization. Gene Ontology annotation, molecular function: actin filament binding. The coding region runs from base 226 to 624 and encodes 132 amino acids. Lineage: Eukaryota; Metazoa; Chordata; Actinopteri; Salmoniformes; Salmonidae. Gene Ontology annotation, cellular component: cytoskeleton; cytoplasm.